AUGGCACAGUCUCGGCUUCUUUCCAGCUCGACAGAGAGGUAUCUUUUGUCUGCCGAAGAUGAUGAAAUGAGGACACAGAUUGACAAACUGUGGCAGGAAGUCAAAUCCCUGAAAGAGAUGCAGGCACUACAAACAGUUUGCCUGCGUGGCAUCAAAGCCCACAGGAAAUGUUACCUGGUUUCUGAGCAGGCCAAGCACUACCAUGAGGCCAACGAGGACUGCAUCGCACAGGGAGGGACCCUGGCCAUACCUCGAGACAUCAACCAGAACGACGAGCUCACAGACUACAUCAAACGCAGCUCACCCGCAUCCAAUGAUUUCUGGAUCGGCAUAACAGACAUAGUGAAGGAAGGCCAGUAUGUGGAUGUGAACAGCCUGCCUGUCACUUUCUUCCACUGGGAUCGUUCCAAGAGAGAGCCCACCGGAGGGAAGAGAGAGAGCUGUGUCGCGCUUUCGCUGGCAGCACAGGGAAAAUGGCAUGACGAGGUCUGUCGCUGUCAGAAAAACUACAUCUGUGAAUAUCUGAUCCCAUGAUGUGCAUCAAACAUGACAUAAAGAUGCUUGUUAAAGAUUG
This is a messenger RNA of Sinocyclocheilus rhinocerous, 574 nucleotides long. Its product is annotated as tetranectin-like protein. NCBI's taxonomy places the organism in Eukaryota, Metazoa, Chordata, Actinopteri, Cypriniformes, Cyprinidae. The coding region runs from base 1 to 534 and encodes 177 amino acids. The transcript has 3 exons. Gene Ontology annotation, biological process: ossification. The record is from RefSeq and is a predicted model, not a curated record.